Molecule: messenger RNA, 1686 nt
Organism: Sorghum bicolor (sorghum)
Lineage: Eukaryota; Viridiplantae; Streptophyta; Magnoliopsida; Poales; Poaceae
Product: predicted GPI-anchored protein 58
Exons: 1
Coding region: 271-1128 (285 amino acids)
Source: RefSeq, a predicted model, not a curated record
AGAAAAGUCCACGAGAAAAGGCUCCAAAAUUGGCCUAUAUAAACCCUCCUCCACCUCACCCCAUCCAAAGAAUUUCCAGCAGCAGCAGCAGCUCUCUCACUCCCUCCUCUUCCCUCUUCCACUCUCGAAGCGCAGCUCUCUUCAGCUUCCCUUCCAAAACCCAAGCAAAGCCAAAGCCCCGGAGCACCACCAGGUGGUAGCAGCCAGCAGGCCGGUGCCCCCAAGCUGCGAGGCUACAGCUAGUACAUCUGACAGAGCCCGACCACAGCCAUGGCAGCCGCCGGAGCAGCGCUGCGGCUGCGCCUGCUGUACCGGAUGCUGCGCGUGGGGGAGCUCCUCGCGCUGGUGGCGUUCCUCUCCUGGUCGUCGUCCCGCGUCCCGUCCGCCGCCGCCGCCGCGCUGCGGCUCGCGGGGUCGCUCCUCCUCAACGCCCGCUUCGUCUUCGUCCUCGGGAACGCCAUCGUGCUCCUCCUCCUCGCGCUGUCGCGGCACGACCUCUCCGCCUCCUCCUCCUCCAGCGGCCAGCAGACGAGCACGGCGGCGGCGACGAGCACGUCCGCUGCCCCGCCACCGCAGGAUGCCGCGCCGGCCGCUGCAAGCGACAGCUUCCCUUCCUCGUUCGCCGGUACUCCGAUAACUCCACCGCCUCCCGCCACCUCGCUGGAAGCCUUCAGCGCGCUGCCGGCGGCUCCAGCGACGGAGCCAGCGGCAGCCGCUUUGAACACGGGCACGGCGUUCGACGACAGGCCACUGCAGGCGGCGUCGGCGGCGGUGGCGCGGGUGAGCAAGCAGGCGCGCGCGCCGAGGCGGAGCAGGUCGGAGAAGAUGGGCCCGCGGGUGCUACAGCUGAGGCGCGCGGCGUCCCCGCCGCCGACCCCCGAGCUGCGGCGGUCCGAGUCGGAGAACGGGCGGCGGCGGUCGUCCGUGUCGGCGCGCGACGCUCGGGCGUGCGGAUGGGGCGCGGACGACGCCGACGAGUUCCGGCGCACCGUGGAGGCGUUCAUCGACAAGCACAAGCGAUUCCACCGCCAGGAGUCCAUGACGAUGGCCGUCGUCGCCGGCUCCGGCUCCAGCGGGCACUGCGAGGCGGCCCCGGCCUUCACCGGCGCCCUCGCCGUCGUCGAAUAAUAAGUCUUCACCGGCGCAGUUGGCAGCAGAGUACAUAGCGGAGGCGGAGAAGCUUCCCUGGCUGAACUUGUCGUCUCGUGUUCAUAGUUUGCCUCCCAAGGCUCCUUCGUGUUCUUCACAGGGGGGAUGCCACCUUUUUUUUUUCUGUGUUUUUUUUUAUUUUCUCGGCGCGUGCGUUUCUUCGUUUCGCCAUAGGAACCCGCAGCUGCGACUACGAACGGGGGUUUAGAGAGCCGUUCAGGUCUGCCGUUGGAUCGCGGCGUGGAUCGGAUCCAACAGAACGAUCUUUAACCUGUGCUCUGAUCUGGCAACGAAGGGAAAUGGACGAAAAUUGCAUGCAUGCUGGAUGUUUCGUUCGUUCGUCUCUGGUGCUGCCGAAUUUCUUGUGCUCGGCUGCAGUGGAUGAAUGGAGAGUGAACCGUGUGACAAAUGACGCGACGCGUCAGACAAAUCCAGAAUCGGAUGCCAAGUGGUAACCCUUUAAGCAUCACCUUUUAUCAAUCAAUUAUCACCACUGUGCAGUGCAGACAUAGGAGUACUGUAUGCAGGGUUACAUUA